Actinia tenebrosa (Australian red waratah sea anemone) is the source of this 3096-nucleotide messenger RNA. RefSeq names its product tolloid-like protein 2. NCBI's taxonomy places the organism in Eukaryota, Metazoa, Cnidaria, Anthozoa, Actiniaria, Actiniidae. The record is from RefSeq and is a predicted model, not a curated record.
AUUAACAAUUUAAGAGAGGAAAGAUCGAGUCUUUUGGGGCUCUCAUUUAACGGCGGUAUUUUUAACCUCGAAAGAUUGACUGAGAAGAAAGAUGUCCUUGAGUCGUAAAAGCUUUACAUUCCUGCUUGAGGCAGUUAAGGAAUCAGGUUAAGCAAAGACCGUACUUACAAUGGAAAUGGCGAAUCUAAAAAAGCAACGUCUUUUCUUCGCUGCUGUAGUUUUUUCAUUAUCGAGAUUAGCGAUGUCUCUACAGCAAGGCCAUUCUUCAUUUACAGAUUGUGGAAGCACGUAUACUCAUGUCAAUGGAACAAUUCUCACCCCAACCACCACCCCCUCAAACUACACUACAGCAAUAAAAUGUAAGUGGAUAAUAGACACAAGAAAUGAGAGUACCUCGCAUCACCUUCAGCUGAAAGUACAGGAGAUYGACCUCAAAGGAAACAUGCCGUAUUGUUUGACGGGUAAUUACGUGGAAGUAUUCAUAGGUUGUGGAUAUACAUCUAUUGGACGGUUCUGUGGCAUCAGCGUGCUACCUAUAUUCUAUUCUUCUGAUGGCUGUAUGGCGAUAAUUUUGCAUUCACAACAAGGAAAGAGYAAUUUUAAAGCAGUUUACAGCUUGCGACCACUAAAUAAAGAGGUCGAGCACCUACCAAUUGGCUGUGGAGUAUCUGAAGUCGACAACACAAGACAUGGCAACAUAUUUUCUCCACAUUGGCCCUUGCCCUACCCAGAUUAUGUGGAUUGUGUUUGGACAGUAAGAACGCGCAAAGAUUUGGAAGUGAAGCUAAUUUUCUUUGACUUUGAUAUCAAGUUUCACAAGCCAUGUAAACUCAUUGACUUCGUUGAGGUUAGAGCAGGAGGUACUGGUUAUGUACAUGCAAGAACACUAACAAAUGAUGAGGAAUGUGGACAGAAAAAGCCUUUUAGCAUCAUCAUCAGUACCGACACGUUUUACAUAACAUUUCGCAGCUAUAAGAGCACAGGACCUAGAGGAUUUAUGGCUGGAUUUGUGGCCUAUGAAAAAACUAAGCCAGGAUUCAAUCCCCAAGUACUGAUCAUGUUUGGAUGCGGCCUACUUCUCAUGAUUCUUAUAGUUUUCAAGAAAUUCGUUGUCCCUGCCCUGUUACGACCACGCAAAAGACUAUUCGAAAAAGGACCGUGGUAUGCUCUUAAGUGUUGCCUGCCUCAAACGUCUUGUGACUGCUGCUAUCAAUGCGCAUGUCAAACGAGAGUGUCAAUGCGCAAACGCAUGUCUUUAAAAAGAAUAGAAGAUUGUCCUUACGAAGGUACACUAACUGCUCCAAUCGCAAGAGAGUGCUUUAUCGAGGAGCAGAAACAAAGCUUGGAUGACCCGAGUAAGGAAWGUACACUUGUAUCCCUGCAAGGGGUGACGGACUAUUUUAUCACUAAAAGUACUUCGGAUUUGCGCUGUGGGCCUUCCAAUGAAGCAUCAUCGCCUUCAUCGAAUCUUCUCCCGACUGAAUCAGAUGACAGAAGGUCUUCAUGUAAAUCAGUUCGAUUUGCMAAUCCUAAAGCUUCAAAUCAGUCAACCAGUACGAUUCAAUGUAGUUAAUGAUAUGAUUGAGCAACGUUGAUGGAUUGGUCUGACGUAUUGGGGGAUGGGACGGAGGGGUAAAUGGUAAAACUAUAUGCAUUUUGAAGUUUUUUAAAUGCGUAAAAGGGGAACAAUAACUGCGCACUAAAUUUUAGCUUCAAUAAAAUAUUUUGAUAUUUCAAAAUGUAUAAAAGUAAUUGUGCCUUUGCAAGGACAGAUAUUUCACAAAGGUUGGUGAAGUCUGUUUUCAAUGUUCAGUAUUGCAUAAUGCAUGCUGCAUGUUGCUCCAGUACUAAGCUUGAAAUCUAUUAUAAUCACUUAUGUAAAUAAUGUAAGUACAGAAGAAACUAUUCCGGAAAAAAACGUCAUGCAGACACGUUUCAGGAAAAUUCGGCUUGGUAUGUAAGAUGCAGCAAAACCUUUACCAACCUUUUUGAAAUAGCUGUAAAGCCCUGCCACGUCUGAUAACUCGAGGGAAAACUAGGUCGAGUUGGCAUUCCAGCGCACUUUGGGCCUGCAUAUUUACGAGAUGGCGUCUAUUUGGUCCCCUAAAAUGGUYCCACAAAACACUGCAAUGCCGACUCUACCCAGUUUAAUGGACUAAUAUCUGCAUGCAGCGAUUCAAAGGUACUCAAUAUUAGGGGUGGGUCCCUGACAUCCUUCUAUGCUUUGCUCUUCACUUGUCAAAACCCAUGACUCGAAACGUUCAGGAUUUAAUAUCAUGACUUUGAAAGACAAAAAUAUAAUGGCACAGCCAUAGAGAACUGUUGUAUGUGAAAAACCAAGACAUAUAGCACGGCACGGUACUGAUUAGAGGAUAUAUUUAAGUCGAUCAAAAUGCGCAAAAUUAUUGGAUGCUGAACCAAUCAGAACUCUUAGACACAGCACCGACAUGGUCACGGUCACGGCCUAACAAAUUAUCCACAGUACUAGUGAGGCCAUAUACUUGUAAGUUUUGUGUAUGGGAAUUCUGAUUGGAUGUGAGCAGCAACCUGUUGCUUGUGUCUAUCACAAGUUGUACAUUCACUUUUUUGCUAUUAUUUUCUUUGUAAAGUAUUUAGAUCCCACAAAGACGUCAUCGCUGGCGUAUUUUCAUUUUACUAUCCAUGACGUCAUUAUACUUUUAAUACGUUGCUUAACAUUGUAUUCCAUUCAUUUUUUGACUACUCACUUGAGACACGUACUACGUAAUGGAACUUCUAGGACUAGAAACAGUCAAACUCUUCAUAUAAUAAAUAUUGCAUGACAUUUUACGGAGAGUUUUAACUUAACAAUUUCCAUCAAAAGAAAGAAAGCGUUUUUUUCGUGUAUUAGCCAUUCUGACGUUGAGAGAAAAACUGAGUCGAGCUGACAUUGCAGUGCAUUUUGGGGCUGUCUUUGAGGUGUGUGUUUCGUCUCCUGAAAUGCACGCCAAUUCCUACUCGAUCAAGUUUACCUGGGAACGGUUAAUUUGGUAGUCGCAGUCCUAUACGUUCCCCAGUACGUUGUAUAAUAUAUUGUUAAUCAGUUUGGCAUUAAAGAAUGGAUUUGCUUAACUGCAA